GCCACCAUCUGAUAGACAACAGCGAUAGUUCGCACGAAUGGCCUGGCUUUCCGGCUGGUGUGAAAUUUGAUCCAUCCGACGCGGAGCUGCUGGAUCAUUUGGCUGCAAAACGAGGCAUGGGGAAAUCGGAGCCCCACUUGUUCAUCGAUGAGUUCAUCCCAACUUUGAAAGGCGAAGGGGGAAUCUGCUGCACUCAUCCGGAAAAUCUUCCAGGAGCCAAGAUGGAUGGAAGCAGUGCUCAUUACUUCUAUAGAAUUACCAAUGCAUACGCUAGUGGCGGAAGGAAGCGCCGUAGAGUUGGGGAUCAAGAAAGCGCAUGCGUGCGUUGGCACAAGACGGGCAAAACCAAGGCUGUGAUGCAAAAUGGGAUCCAUAUAGGUUUUAAGAAAAUCAUGGUUCUUUACGAGACGUCAAAGAGGGGAUGUAAGGACGAGAAAUGCAAUUGGGUGAUGCAUCAGUACCAUCUCGGGAGCGAUGAGCACGAGAAAGAGGGAGAAUACGUGGUCUCUAAGAUCUUUCAUCAGCCCGGGAAGGAGAGUGAUAAGAUUGGAAGUCUUACUUUGGUGAAGGAAGAGUCUGAUGUAAAGGCGGUUCCUGUGAUCCCAAUGACGCCUAAGAUGACUACUCCCGACCUUCCUAGUCAGGACGGAACUCCGUAUUCGGAUGGCUAUUCGGACGAUUGUUUCCUUCAGUCACUACUUCAGGAAACCGAGCAUCUCAGCUCACCACAUCACGCUUCCUAUAGUUCUCGGUUAGAAGAUGUUGAGUUCACCACUUGCUUGGAUAGAAUCACCAAAGCUGAUGAUUUUAGUCGACCGAACUCCCCAUCCUGCAACGAGAUAGUUGAGUCUAAAGAUGCAUCUAGUGACAUAAACGCUGCGCACAACAAAGACACCACCGGUUGCAUUGGAAUAGGCGGGCUUGAGAACUUAGAGCUCGACACUGCACCAGAUUUCAACUCACAGGAGUUGCAGUUUUCGUCCCAAGACAACAUGUUUGAUAUGUUUGGCCUACCGUGGUAGGACUUGAAAGGUCCCAUUUUGAACCUCUUGUGGCCCCCGCGUACGAGCAAAUAGCUAUUAACUACUCCAUCUGUCCGUGAAUAGGAGUCUCAUUUCUUUUCGUCACGAGUUUAAAGAAAUAUUAAGAAGAAAAGUAGGUGGAAGAAAGUUAGUUGAACAUAGGUCCCACUUGUAUAUUAAUUUUAA
Molecule: messenger RNA, 1208 nt
Organism: Salvia hispanica
Lineage: Eukaryota; Viridiplantae; Streptophyta; Magnoliopsida; Lamiales; Lamiaceae
Source: RefSeq, a predicted model, not a curated record